AUGAUCGUCGAGUUAUUAUCUUUUGGAGGAGACGUACGUGACCGUUACAAAAAUGCGGGACAGAAUGUCACGAAGGUUCGUCGACCUAUGGUAUGCGUGGAAGAAUUCAAGCCGGUGCCAUCUGAAGCCGGUUGCCGCUGCGACGUCACAGAUGUCACCUCUGCGUUUGACCUGUAUAUUCAACGAGUGGCUGGCUGCGCAUUGAAGAAAUUGAUGAGAAAUGUACGUUUCAAGCAACGAGCCUUCAUUCGAUGUGAACGACAUAGAAACACAUGGAGCUGGCGAAGGAUUUGCCAGUUGAACCUUGACUUACAGUCGAUUUACCAGUGA
Molecule: messenger RNA, 330 nt
Organism: Soboliphyme baturini
Lineage: Eukaryota; Metazoa; Nematoda; Enoplea; Dioctophymatida; Soboliphymatidae
Source: the annotation of a GenBank genome assembly